UCUUCCCCAACCAACAUGGCGACAAUUUUCUACCACCACCAAGAUGGCGGAUAGUCACAUGACUCUGAACGGGAAAAUGGAGGAAGCCUGUUCUCCGGUACUUUUUGUAGUCAGUGGAAUACCCCCCAUGUUCCGCUCCUCUCAUAUGCGACAUUAUUUCAGUCAGUUUACAGAAAGCGAUGGCUUCGUGUGUUUUCACUAUCGCCACCGACCGGAGCGGAGGGCACCGGCGGCUGAGAAAUGUACGACCUGCUGCUGUCCGGUUACAGUCAGGCCGGAGAGGGCAGAGAGCUUCAUGAGGAUGUAUCAUGGGAUGCCAUGGCUGGACCCAGCAGGGAAUCAAGUACCCGGGAGGUGCCUUAUCCACAGAGUGCGGGAUACUCCAGACGAGGACCCCCAGGACUUCCCCUACAAGACUCGACGUGAAUUGUUGGGACCCCGAUGUUCUGUGGACGCAGAGAAGCAUGUAACAUCGGCAGAGCUGCUCAGAAUGCCAGAGCUUAAACCUCCUGCGCUCAUGCCACAAGGAAAUGUUGGUACCCCCGUGGGUGUAUUCUUGCAGCUAAUUCGAUCGUGCCGCUUGCCACCUAAGCUCAUAACUCGACUGGGUCUGAAGUUUCGUCGUUCAGGGCGGCGUUACAGCAGUGUUCCUUAUGUUUAUACUGGAACAGAGACCUCCGAAAAAGAGGAGGGUGUCUACACUGCUAAUGGACAUGAGAUCAGUGAAGGAGGCAGACUUGGAUCAAAUGUGUCUGAAUCGGAUCUUCCUAAAGAAGAGAAUGACACUGAGGAGAAGUCCCACUCUGAAGAUGAUAACGACACUUGCGAAGAAUGGGAGCGACAUGAAGCCUUACAUGAAGAUGUCACUUCACAAGAGCGGUCAAAAGAACGGCUGUAUGAGGAAGAAAUUGAGCUAAAAUGGGAGAAGGGUGGCUCAGGACUGGUGUUCUACACAGAUGCCCAGCUAUGGCAGGAGCAGGAGGGGGAUUUUGAUGAACAGACGGCUGAUGAUUGGGAUGUGGACAUGAGUGAGUAUUAUGAGCCUGGUACUGGAGAUAAGGAUGCCAAAGAUUUUGUGAAGAUGCGAGCUGAGACAAGAAGGCGAGAAGGACUGGACACAGCUGGGCAGAGACUUGAUCUGGGUGGCUUUGAACGGUAUACAAAGGGAGUUGGGCGAAAGUUAAUGGAGCGUCAAGGCUGGACUGAUGGAGAAGGACUUGGUUCAAGUGGAGCAGGAAUGCCAGAGGCAUUGGAGAAUGAAGGACAGCAUCCAAAAUGCAAAUAUGGCUUUGGGUAUCACGGGGAAAAACUGUCAACUUUCUGUCCAAAACAGAAGAAACCAAGGCAUUACAUCUCCACAGUGUAUGAUGAGCCACAAGAAGAAGACAUGGGGGACACAUUAUUGCGUCGCCAACCUUCUACAACCCUGAAACACCGGAACAAUCGGAUGAGUGCUGGACAAUGAGUGCUGGACAAUAUUGUGCUAUUUGGUUAACAGCAACUAUAUAAAUUGCUCACCACCAAAGUUCUAAUGCCCUCAGAACAAUCCAUGUAGAUCGUGGUAGGUUGGCAGCGCUCACCUUAUGAAUACAAGGGACUCAUAUUGUCAUGAGUUCUCUGUUCUCUAUCUUUGCUGCUAUUUUAAAGAGGAUCUAUGAACUCUGCUGAUUUCCUCAUAAACAAACAAUUCUGGACCAUCUACUGUAUUCCUACAGGAAGUGUGCAUUCUAGAGUUCUGUUACUCCGUGAGAUCUAUGAAUACAUUGACGACUACAUGUUACCAUGUGUAGGGACACCUCCCUUUGAUGAGGCAAAUGGGAACACCCUGUUAAUUCAUUUCUAGUUUUCUAGGAGGGAUAACAGAGGCGUGUGUGUGCCCUACAUACCCUGAUACUUAGUUUAUAAAGUCUGGACUCAUGAAAAGUUCUCUUUAAACAGAAGAAACAAGUCAGGAGUGGUAACAGGUUAUUAGGCCAUUAUUUAUGCAAUUUGGUCUAAAAGUAUAGCGGAUCUGUCCUUAUGCCGACAGAUCCACUUUAAAGAGUAUAUUUUAGCAGGAUCAACUCUAUUUAAACCAGGCAUCUUGUGUCGUAGGGUUGAUCCUGCUUAUUAAAAUAUCUGUUUUGGGAAAAUUGGAUGGGGCAUUCCUGAGACGAAAGACUUAUAUUGCCUUUGAAAAAUAAGGCUUCAAUACACGGGCCUAGUCCCCAUAGUUCACCUCAGCAUUCAAGUGCUGGCCAUGCCAAUUGGUGCACUGAAGCCCUUGUUAUAUUUUUAUGACUGUACUCUCAGGUCAUUUUAUACUGUUUUAUCAUUGUAAUUUAUUUUUGCAGAUUUGCAUAACCUAUUUUACUUUAUUAAAUGUGUAAAAUGUA
Bufo gargarizans (Asiatic toad) is the source of this 2375-nucleotide messenger RNA. It is a transcript of the gene GPATCH3, whose product is annotated as G-patch domain containing 3. Gene Ontology annotation, molecular function: nucleic acid binding. Gene Ontology annotation, biological process: positive regulation of DNA-templated transcription; negative regulation of RIG-I signaling pathway; negative regulation of type I interferon production. The transcript has 6 exons. The record is from RefSeq and is a predicted model, not a curated record. Lineage: Eukaryota; Metazoa; Chordata; Amphibia; Anura; Bufonidae. Bases 44 to 1465 code for a protein of 473 amino acids.